Molecule: messenger RNA, 327 nt
Organism: Ostreococcus tauri
Lineage: Eukaryota; Viridiplantae; Chlorophyta; Mamiellophyceae; Mamiellales; Bathycoccaceae
Product: Taurine catabolism dioxygenase TauD/TfdA
Exons: 3
Coding region: 1-327 (108 amino acids)
Cellular component (GO): cytosolic small ribosomal subunit
Molecular function (GO): structural constituent of ribosome
Source: RefSeq, a predicted model, not a curated record
AUGCCGCCGAAAGCCCCCGAAUCGAAGGCCGCCAAGGCCGCCAAGGCUCUCGCCGGCGGUAAGAAGGGCAAGAAGAAAUGGUCCAAGGGGAAGAUGAAGGAGAAGGCUAACAACCAAGUUCUCUUCGAACAGUCCACGUACGACAAGCUCCUCGCCGAGGUGCCGAAGUACAAGAUGAUUACCACGGCUGUGCUCUGCGACCGCCUUCGCAUCACCUGCUCCCUCGCUCGUAAGGGCAUUGCCAUUCUCCAAGCGAAGGGCUUGAUCAAGCCGCUCGUUUCCCACGCCGCCCUCAACGUCUACACGAACGUUCCGGCGGCUGAGUAA